CCAAGUAAAACAGCACAAAACCCACAUUCUGCACUGCGUGUGAAGCGCGAGAGCAGGUUCGAGCAGUUGCACAGCUGACAAGAAUCUUGAAUUUUGUCAAGUUUUCACACUAUUUCCCCAUUUGAUGGAAAUCUGAAGAAAUGAAUGAAGGCUGGCUCGAGCUCGAGAGUGAUCCAGGGCUGUUCACACUACUAGUUGAAGAGUUUGGUGUACAAGGAGUUCAGGUGGAAGAGAUCUAUGACCUGCAGAAGCCGAUUGAGGGCCCCGUCUUUGGCUUCAUCUUCCUGUUCAAAUGGAUCGAGGAGAGGCGUGCCCGGCGGAAGGUGCAGAACAACGGCGAGGAGGUGUACCUGACAGAUGCCCAGGUCACCAAGGAGAUGUUCUUUGCCCAUCAGAAAGUCCCCAAUUCCUGUGCUACUCACGCCCUACUGAGCGUACUCCUGAACUGUGACUCCAUUGAGCUGGGCAGCACGCUCAGCGACCUGAAAGAGUACACCAAAGACUUCAGUGCCGAGAACAAGGGCUUCGCCAUAAGCAACGUUCCCGAGCUGUCUAGGAUCCACAACUCACACGCCCACCCGGAGCCCCGGCAGAUACCGGAGAAGCAGACAGGGAUCUCCACCACCCGAGCCCGGGAGACCUUCCACUUUGUCAGCUACGUGCCCAUCAACAACCGGCUGAUCGAGCUGGACGGACUCAAGCCCCACCCCAUUGACCAUGGACCCUGGGGAGAGAACGAAGACUGGACGGAGAAAUUCCGGCGAGUGAUUGGGGAGAGGCUGGACAACGAAGGUGGGUCAUCAGACAUUCGGUUCAACCUGAUGGCUGUAGUCGGAGACAGAUGCCAGUCUUACGAGCAGAAGCUGGACACACUCAAGAAUAAUAAGCAAAUCAUACUGGACGCUCUGGAUCAACUGAUUCGGGCAACCCAUCCGCAUCUGUUCCUCGACGGAAAACCCAAUCCCAACUCCUCAGCAACCGCCUCCGUACCCAAACUUGAGACCUUGGACCGCCAGCCCACGGCCUGCCCCUCGCCCAGCCCCGACCCCCACGGCCAGCCCUCUCCCCAGGGCCCCUCAGCCAGCAGGCGAUCCUACUCCAGAGAGCUGCCGGACCCGGACUGGGAUCCCUCGCAGGAGCAGGGAGGCGGCGGCGGUGGCCCCCGGAAGGAAAAGAAGAAAAAAAAAAAGAAGAAAAAGCACAAGAAACACAAGAAGCAUUCCAAGAAGUUGAAGGUGCAGGAGAGCAUUCAGCAGUACAGGCUACCGCCAGCACUCGACAACCACAAUUAUGCCAAAUCGCCACUCAUGUCAGAUGAAGAUGUUUCAGCUGCUUCCUCCACAUCUUCCACUAGCGAGUCCGAGAGUAACUACCUGACGGACGACGAAAGUGACGAGGAGAUGCCUCCCAGCAUAGCCACCCAACCUGAGGUAGGCUACAGAAUGGAGGGCAUCUUGAAGAAACAGUCCUCUCUCGAUGACGUGGAGAGGGGCGAGUCAUCCUCCCUGCGGGUGACGUUCAGAGAUCCCCGGAGGCAAAUGGAGGACAACCCCGGGCGGGACGUGUGCCGGCCGCUUAGCAUCCAGACGGUGUUCGACAGCAAGGAUAGCCCCUCCCCGGCGUCCUCCAGCGGCACCAGCACAGACACGGCCUCGGAGCUGGGCAGCGCCUUCAACUCGCCCGUCUGCUCGGUGUCGGGCUCGCGGGCCAGCAGCCCCAACACUGCCAAGGUGCUGAAGUUCCGGUGCUGGAAGGCCAGCACCAUCACGGACGCCAGAGAGAAGCUCCAGGCGUCCAUCGCUGCUGACCAGCUGGAAACUAAACAUUCCACAAACGCGGUCAAAUCGCCCCAUGAGAGAAUGGCGCAGACAAGACGAUCGACUGUAAAACUUAUCGAAGGGGAUGGGUCAGCUGCCUCUACCAACUCCAAUCCGUUGAGACAAGGGGGGACUUUUCUGGAGCCUGCUCCAGCCCAACCCAGCCCCUCCUCGCUUCUCUCCCAACAUGGCAAGCCACCUUUUGCACAAAACGAUCUGUUGGAGCUCCUGAAGAGCGUGGAGGCAGAGAUUGACGUCUAUGAACAGAAACUGCUGGACGAGAAGGAGAAGAGGAACAAGUACAAGGUGGACGACUGCCGCCGCUCCCACAACUACGACCCCUUCAUCCGCACCUUCCUGGCCAUGCUGGCCGAGCAGGGCAAGCUGGCCAGCCUGGUGGAGAAGCACGCCCUGAUCAAGCGCAGGCAAGGGGUCAGCCUGGGCCGCCUCAACAAGAAGACCAACAGCCGCAAGAGAGACCGGCGACGCCGGAAGUCGCGCCCGGGCUCGGUGCCCGCCAAGAAAAGAAAAAUACGCUGAGGAAAAUGUUCCUUUAUUUUCUAAAGAGUGGACUGAAGGAUCUGUUAAGCAGGACUGUUGGGUCCAGUGGGGUUUUUAAACAUACAGAUAUCAAUUUUUCUACAUUCGUUGGUAUGUUCUUAACCUCGUCAUGCCAGGGAAUGUGUUUUUAACCCAGGUCUGGCUAUCUGUAUACACGGGCUUGGCUAAUGGGUUAAGUGGCAAGUGUGCCUCUACUCACCUGUGGCUAAUGUUUAAAUACUCUCUCACCCAUUUAUGAUCUACACAGUCACGUGCGAAGUCUGAGAAGUGUGUAAAGGCGGACCGUGUGUUAAACUUGAACCGGGCUGCUCCUCAUGGCCUGCACUUGAUGUUAUUUGCAGAUAUCACUCUGUGGAUGUCGCCCUGGAGUGCUGAAAAACAGAAGGUUGAGGUGUCAGAAAUGCUGCACCCAGUACUGUGCAAGGGACCCUUGCGGAUCGGUAUUUGUGGCAUGUGGCUGAACAUUUGAAAUUGAAAUUUUGAAAUAAUGCCCUGCCCAAGUGAUUAAAUUAGCUCAGUAAGAUUUGUUGUUGUCUAUGAUAAUGUUGAAAACUUGUAGCUCAUGCCCCGCUCAAGUUCUGCACCAUGCGGAACAGACAGAUUGUUUCCCGGCUGUAUGACUUUUGCCACCCUGCAGCGAUCCAUCCAUUGUUUACGAAUAAAAGUCGCCAGCCCUAGGUUGUCUCCAGUGUGGUUUUUUUUUUCAUAAUUUCGGCUUGAAGCUUAUGCAGUAAAGUUGAAUAAACCAUUGCCACAUGAAGAGGUGCACAGUCCUGAACCAA
This is a messenger RNA of Acanthaster planci (crown-of-thorns starfish), 3160 nucleotides long. Its product is annotated as ubiquitin carboxyl-terminal hydrolase BAP1-like. Gene Ontology annotation, molecular function: cysteine-type deubiquitinase activity. Gene Ontology annotation, cellular component: cytoplasm. Gene Ontology annotation, biological process: protein deubiquitination; ubiquitin-dependent protein catabolic process. The record is from RefSeq and is a predicted model, not a curated record. Lineage: Eukaryota; Metazoa; Echinodermata; Asteroidea; Valvatida; Acanthasteridae.